AUGUAUGCUACUAUAAAUCAUAACUCACCAUCACAAAGUAUUCCUUCGAUGACUGGUAAAUUCAGUACAUUUGGUAAUGUUUCUGAUUCAUCAUCACCACUAUCUUAUGCUUCAAUUCCAAUAAAUGAUACAAAAAUUUCUAUGUCUAAUGAAAAUAAUAAUAUUAAUCCUAUUUCAAGGAUUGAAAAAUCUAUCCUUCGUUGGCGAUCAAAACACGAUGAACAUAAAGAACAAUAUAGAGAAGCAGCGGCGCAGUAUAUUAAUGAAAGUCGUAAAGAUGUUCAACGUCAGCAUUAUAAAUACCUGGAAGAUAUGAUUAGGAAACAUCAAGAAUUUGUAGUAAUAAGGCCAGAAGAUGUUUCCAAAAACAACCUUUCAAAUUCUCAAUAUAAAUGGAUGAAUAAUCAAAAACGUAAUUAUUAUACUAAUAUGUCUUUCAAUUCUCAGGGACCUUCAUAUUAUCAGCCAAAUCAUUCUUUAAAUACUAAUGUAAAUAAUGUAUCACAGAAUUACUAUAAUUAUCCAGAUUCAAAUGUAUAUUUUAAUUAUCCUGAAUCAAAUGUUUAUCCAAAUUAUCCACAACCUAUGGUAGAUUAUGAGGUAAGAAAUGGAUCACAAUUUUUGCCAUGUCCAGAAUAUAAUCAAGAAAUUUAUAGUCAACAGGGAAAUAUCCCACAAGAUCAACAUCAAAAAUUCUGGUGA
Messenger RNA from Strongyloides ratti, 702 nucleotides. RefSeq lists its product as hypothetical. The transcript is spliced from 2 exons. NCBI's taxonomy places the organism in Eukaryota, Metazoa, Nematoda, Chromadorea, Rhabditida, Strongyloididae. The record is from RefSeq and is a predicted model, not a curated record. The coding region runs from base 1 to 702 and encodes 233 amino acids.